Molecule: messenger RNA, 1302 nt
Organism: Miscanthus lutarioriparius
Lineage: Eukaryota; Viridiplantae; Streptophyta; Magnoliopsida; Poales; Poaceae
Source: the annotation of a GenBank genome assembly
AUGGCAAAGCAAGGAUAUUGUUCCAAGGACGACGUGGUGAAGCCUUCAAAGCUUAAGCCCCCGGCUUCGGACAUCAUGUCCGUCGCUUGCUCUCGGCUCACACCAGCAGCUUCAGUCUUUCCAGCAGCAGUGUCAGACUACUAUCAACUUGACGAACUUCUGACACCAGAGGAGAAAAAUUUACGAAUCAAUAUUAGGCAGUUUAUGGAGAACGAAGUUGCUCCAAUAGUACCCAAGUACUGGGAGACAGCACAAUUUCCAUUUCAUCUCAUUCCAAAGCUAGGUUCUCUUGGUUUCCUUGGAGGCAUCAUCAAGGGCCACGGAUGUCCUGGGCUAUCAGAGACCGCUUAUGCUGUGUGCAUAUCAGAGGUUGCUCGUGUGGAUGCAAGCAUAGCCUCAUUCUGCUUGGUUCAGUCAUGUCUUGCCAUGCUUUGUAUUGCACAAAUGGGAUCUGAAGCACAGAAAGAUAAACAUUUGCCGUCACUGAGCAAACAGCAGAAAGUCUGUGCUUAUGCCUUGACAGAGCCGGACUAUGGUAGUGAUGCAAGCUCUCUGAACACUGUGGCGAGAAAGGUUCCUGGAGGGUGGGCCCUAAAUGGCAAAAAACGGUGGCCUGGGAACAGCAGUUUUGCAGACGUAUUAGUUGUUCUUGCUCGGAAUACCAGCACCAAUCAGGUCAAUGGUUUCAUAGUAAAUGGAGGGAGUUCUGGUCUGAAGAUCAACAAGAUCGAGAACAAGGUGUCGAUGAGAAUGGUUCAGAACUGCGACAUCCAGCUGGAGGACGUGUUUGUCCCCGAUGAUGAUCGUUUGCCUGGCGCCAAUUCUUUUCAGGACCUUGUUGAUUCGCUUUCUUUCAGUCGUGUCAUGGCUGCCUGGGUCAGCAUUGGGAUUGCAGUAGGGGUGUAUGAUGCAUGUCAUAGGUACCUUGGAGAGAGGAAACAGUUUGGUGUGCCACUGGCCGCGUUCCAGCUGAACCAAGAGAAGCUCGUCAGGAUGUUGGGCAACAUCCAGGCCAUGUGGCUUCUCGGCUGGCGCCUCUGCAAGCUGCAUGGCUCUGGCAAGAUGACCACAGGCCAGGCUAGCCUGGGCAAGGCAUGGAUUGCGAAGCAGGCAAGGGAGACGGUGGCGCUCGGCAGGGAGCUCCUUGGCGGCAAUGGCAUCGUCACCGAUUUCCACGUGGGCAAGGCGUUCUGUGACAUGGAGACUGUGUACACGUACGAGGGCAGCUACGAUGUCAACGCGCUCAUUGUCGCAAGGGAGAUCACUGGCAUCUCCAGCAUCAGGCCCACCAGCAGGCUCUAG